AUGGCGCAACGACGUGCUCUGCUCAAGGUCAUCCUGCUCGGCGACAGCGGCGUGGGCAAGACCUCGCUUAUGGACAGAUAUGUGAACAAGAAGUACAGCGCGCAGUACAAGGCCACCAUUGGUGCCGAUUUCCUAACCAAGGAGGUCGAAGUUGAUGGCAAAUUGGUCACUCUGCAGAUCUGGGACACGGCUGGACAGGAGCGCUUCCAGUCCCUCGGCAACUCCUUCUACCGAGGCGCCGACUGCUGCAUCUUGGUGUUCGACGUGACGGUGGCCAAGAGUUUCGAGAGCCUGGACAACUGGAGGAACGAGUUCCUCGUCCAGGCCGCCGUCGGCGGACCCGAGCACUUCCCCUUCGUCGUGCUGGGCAACAAGGUCGAUCAGGAGGACAAGCGAACGGUGAGCGCCAGAUCUGGUAACGCCUGGUGCAGGGAGCACGGCGACGUUCCGUUCUACGAGACGAGUGCCAAGGACGCCACCAACGUGGACCAGGCCUUCUUCAUGGCGGCCAAGCUGGCCAUCUCUAGAAUCCCCGAGGAGCCACCGAUUGACAUUCCCGAUGUCAAGAGGCUCAACGCGUCCUACGAGCCUCAGCCCAAGGGCGGCUGCUGCAGCUAA
Acanthamoeba castellanii str. Neff is the source of this 618-nucleotide messenger RNA. RefSeq names its product Rab7/RabGfamily small GTPase. The record is from RefSeq and is a predicted model, not a curated record. The transcript is spliced from 7 exons. Gene Ontology annotation, molecular function: GTPase activity; GTP binding. Bases 1 to 618 code for a protein of 205 amino acids. NCBI's taxonomy places the organism in Eukaryota, Discosea, Longamoebia, Acanthamoebidae.